Molecule: messenger RNA, 348 nt
Organism: Dentiscutata heterogama
Lineage: Eukaryota; Fungi; Glomeromycota; Glomeromycetes; Diversisporales; Gigasporaceae
Source: the annotation of a GenBank genome assembly
AUGUCAGAUAACGAUAGUGAAAUUAUUUUUACUAAACAUAAAAGCAAAACCAAAGAAAAAAAUAAUGUAGCAUCUAAAAAAACCAGAAAGAUACUAACUGGCAAGCAAAAAAAAGCGUUAUGUCAAUUUGCACAAAAUAAUCCAAACUUUACUCAACAAGAAUUGGCAGAUAAAUUUGAAAUCAGUAGAACAACUGUAGCUGAUAUUCUUGCACAAUCAUUAUAUUGGCUUGGUCUAGAUGAAGAAAACCAUCCACAAUUGGAAGAAAUUCUUGCACGAUGGUUUAAUCUUGCACUAGAAAACCAUUUAACAAUUACAGUGUUAAUUUUACAAGAAAAGGCUAAACAG